GGGGCGUGCUCCAGUAGAAAGAUACCAGACCCGCUACACCCUGAACUCAAGCCUGCAAUAGAGGAAAAUCAGAGACCAUGGAGGAAAGUUCAAUAGCAAGGUGUAAUGAUGGCUUCUGAAGGAACCAAAGAGGUUUCCUUGCGGUCAAAGCAAAGGAGGAAAUCUAGAGUCAGUAUAUUCAAAAUGAGUCGUAGAAGAAUCUCAUGCAAAGAAUUAGGAGAUGCUGAUUGUCAAGGAUGGUUGUAUAAGAAAAAAGAAAAAUCAUUUCUUGGCAACAAGUGGAAAAAGAUUUGGGCAGUUUUGAAAGGUUCAUGUUUGUACUGGUAUACCAGCCAGAUGGCUGAAAAAGCUGAAGGUUUCAUCAAUCUUUCUGAGUUCAUUGUGAAUCCUGCCACUGAUAGCAAGAAAAAAUAUGCUGUAAAGAUCAGUCAUCCGAAGACCAAGGCCUUUUAUUUUGCCGCUGAAAACAGAGAAGAGAUGAAUAAAUGGCUAAAUAAACUAGGCCUUGCUGUAAUUACUCAUCCAAUAAAAGAUAAAAAAGAUGAAGAUUGCUGGAGUGAAAGUGAACAUGAUGAUCAUGAUCUAACAUCAGAGUCGCCCUCUUUUGCAAAACAUAAUUCACCCUCAAUUUCUUCUGAACUUGCCAUACCACUACAUGUACGUUCUCUAGCCCACAACUCUGGAUCAUCACUGUGUAUCAUGGAAUAUCAAGAAAAAAUAUUACAUCGUCCCAUGACAAACAGUUCAUCAGCUCCUGAACUUGAGAAAUUGUUUGUAGAACAGAAUCUGUACCAAAAGAAAGAUGUUAGAAUGUUAAAUGCGGACUUUAAGAUACAAGUAGAGGAACCAGAAUUAAACACGAGCUUGCCAUCCAUGGUUACAGAGGGUCUACAUAUGAAAGCAAAAGAUGAUGAUGAAAUGGAAAAAUUAUACAAAUCUCUGGAAGAAGCUAGUCUAUCACCAAUUGGAGAUCAUCGACCCUCUUCGAGAAUUGAACUAAGAAAGUCUUUUAUUAAACGCAGCAAAAACCCUUCAAUCAAUGAAAAACUGCACAAAAUCAGGACUUUGAACAGCACUCUAAAGUGCAAAGAACAUGACUUGGCGAUGAUUAACCAACUCCUGGAAAGUGGUGAAAUCACAAGUGAAAAAUACAGAGAAUGGAAAGAUAAUAAUACAUUACUAUUUCAAGAUCUAUACUCAUCACCUUGUGUUCAAGUCUCUGCUGACAAUACAACGCUAGAAACAUCAUUCAGUUGAGCAUUACUCCGAAGGAUUAACGCAUAUUUUUAUUUAUUUUAAAGCUUGUACAUAUUUUCCCCCUUUUCAAAAUUAUUUAAACACUGCAAUGAAGAUGACCAAAGGAUGUUUAUUCUCCGCGUACCCUUUGUAUCUUUUAUAUAUUCGCUGUCCUUCGCACCAGAGGCUAGAAUCUCCUGGAAUAAGUUCUGGAAAAGAUCAGUAGUUAUGACAUCCUCACUUUCCACAUGUACAAUGCAUUUUUAUAAAUGUUGUUGGACUUGGACAAGUGUCAUGUGAUCAAUAAAGUAUUACCUUUCCUUUGGACUGGAUCAGAUAAAAAAUAUGGUACUUCUUGGGGAAGCUAAAAUUUGCAGGUAAAUGAAGAGGACUUUUUAAAAGGAAGGUUAAUGGGACACUCUUGAAGACAGGUCAUCAGUAUAGAAUAUUUGGAAAACCCCUUUAAAUAUUAUAACCCCAAGCUGCAUUCCCAAUUCUGAUGGAUGCCAUUGGAAACAACCAGCUUAUUAGAUGCUUUCCUAACAACUUAAGCUGGACAUAAACUUUACAUAGCUGUUGGCCAAACAAGCCUCCUGACCUUUCCCAAAAAAAUGCACGCUCAGCUGAGAGUGCAUGUGCUCCCAAUAUGGAAAUAAGGGAAAUAGGCCAGUGCCAGAUAUCUCUGCCAGCAGCGUAACUCCCUUGAGAACAAAAAAACUAAAAAAAAAUCAUGCAUGUUGAAAAGGUGACCCACACUUCCUUCAUCCAGCAUCUGCAAUCGGGGGAAAGUCAGGACACCCUCUUACUCACUAUGUGGUUGGGCAGCCAUGCUGAACUUGGCGAGUUGGGGCAACAUUCACUUAAUGUGUAUGAUUGGCCAGCUUUAGCCAAGUGCCCAUAAUGUAAUGGGGAAAAUUGUCUCUCCACCAUUAGAUUAUUGCACAUUGCCUGGCGUAAGGAUGAUGCUUCCCAGAAUGCAAGUCACACAAGAAUGUGCUGUACAGAAAUGUAGACUCGGGGGACACAUGGCGGAUUUGCCGUUGUACAGUCCCAGAGAAAUGGAUAAGAAUUUCCGAAAUCUCAUCCAUGUGCUGCGUAUUUAAACUGCAGCAGAAAACAGUUGAUUUAUCUUGCAGACUUCACCCUUGUCAAUACAGUGGGUGAAAUUUGCUGGCUUUUUCCACAGCAACAAAUUGUAUUGUUUGAUGCAGAAAAACAGCUAUAGUCAUAGAAUAUACUGUAUGUCAUAUAUGUCAUAUAAGUAUUUGGUAAAAUGGGGUCAGAAGGUGGACACAUCAUUUAUGAAAAGUGGAAACACUGCGGGGGACAUUUAUCAACACCGGUUUAUUGCACGCUGGUCUUGAUUCCCCCUGUGCUGCUGGAGGAUGGGCAUGCCUCUCAUACAUUUGGAGCAUCUCCUGGUUGGGCCACGUCUGAUGGCAGCCUCGUAGCUGUUAUAGUCUUUUUCAUGCCAGAAUACUAGCAAGAAGAAAGAUAAAUGUGGCAGUCCUGCAGCACCCCCUGCGUCCCGCUGGUGGCACAGCCCAUUUAUACGCCACUUUGGAAAAGUGGCAUGGAGGGAAAAAUGUUGCACAUUUUGCAACACAAAUGGAAUUCAACAAAAAUGUACAACCUAUUUACACCACAAAAGUGACGGAAAUAGAUUAUUAAAUGUCCUCCUUCACUCUAUUACUUUGUUCUAUAAUGAAUGUGCAGUCAUGGACUGUGUCUACUUGCAUGUGUGUCAGUCACUUCGUAUAUUUAUACACUGCAAGGCCACAAUGUUUUUUUUAAUUUUAAUUUUUCUUAUUGUAUUCGUCAAUCAGAUGCUUUUAAUGUGUACUGUAUGUACUUUCUUUAUUUUCAGGUUGUUGGGGAUCUGAAACAGACAUCACUGUGAUAAUUUUAUGGCCCAAAGAGCAUUUCUAGUGGACUGAUAUCAAUCGCAUAUGAAUAUUAUUUUCCUGAUAUUUCCUUUUUACAAAUUAAGGGCUCUUUCACACGAGUGAGUUUUCCGUCUGGAUGCGAUGCAUGUAGCGAACACAUAGCAUCCAGACUGAAUUCUAAUCCUGACCUAUUCAUUUCAAUGGAUAUGUGUACAUGAGUGCUGUUUUUCAUGCAUCAUCUUUGUGAUCAGGAAAAAUCACAGCAUGUUCUAUAUUGUGUGUCUUUCAUUCAGCUCUGGUUCCAUAGAAAUGAAUGGGGCUUGCAUGAAAAACAGAAGGCAUCUGGAUGUAAUGCGUUUUUCACUAAUGGUUGCUAAGAGGAACACGCACAUGAAAAACGCUUAUAAUCUGGAUACAACCUGGAUGGGGAAAAGGCACACUGACCGCAAUUGUAGAAAGAACUGCAUGCAAAAUAAUCAGUUUUUCCCUAAACAGUUCCUGAAACAAUCCGUUCAUGUGAAGGAGGCUUAUGUAUACAGUGUUCAUAAACCUUUACAGACCCCGAUCUCAUACAAAUUAAAUGUUCAUUUAAAGUUAAAUAUAAACAUGAGAAACCCUG
Messenger RNA from Bufo gargarizans (Asiatic toad), 3741 nucleotides. RefSeq names its product interaction protein for cytohesin exchange factors 1 (gene IPCEF1). Bases 106 to 1257 code for a protein of 383 amino acids. The transcript is spliced from 11 exons. NCBI's taxonomy places the organism in Eukaryota, Metazoa, Chordata, Amphibia, Anura, Bufonidae. The record is from RefSeq and is a predicted model, not a curated record.